GGUAAAUCAAAUUCGCUCUUUACUUCCUUUCCAUAGAGAAGUGGUCUUAGUUUAUGUGAAUAUCAAGAGGAACUAGGUUGUUAGAAAGUGAAACAUACAAGUUUUGUUCUUGCUGGCGAAAGUAGAGUGACCUCUUAUUAAUAUGAAUUGAAGUGUGGGGCUGGUUCCGAGAUUUUUAGGCUUUCAUCUCAGUCAGGGUUUAGUGAGUAAUGAUAGAUCUAAGUACACUCAAUCCUGCACAGCUCACUGUGCUGGGAUCCGCGUUUUGUGUUAUGCUUUCCAUGCAUUUCACGACCCAGUUAUUGUCUCAGCAUCUCUUCUAUUGGAAGAAUCCAAAGGAGCAAAAGGCUAUUAUCAUUAUCAUCCUUAUGGCUCCCCUUUAUGCAGCUGUCUCCUUUGUGGGUCUCUUGGAUAUUAGAGGAAGCAAGGAGUUUUUCACCUUUUUGGAGUCUGUUAAAGAAUGUUAUGAGGCUUUGGUCAUUGCCAAGUUUUUGGCUUUGAUGUAUAGUUACUUGAACAUAUCAAUUAGUGGGAACAUUGUGCCCGAUGAAAUUAAAGGCAGGGAAAUUCACCACUCUUUUCCAAUGACACUUUUUCAGCCUCGUACUGUUCGGCUGAACCACCGUACUUUGAAGCUUCUAAAAUAUUGGACGUGGCAGUUUGUUGUCAUCCGUCCAGUAUGUUCCAUUUUGAUGAUUGCAUUCCAGUUGCUUGGGCUGUAUCCAACUUGGUUGAGCUGGACAUUCACCAUCAUUCUCAACAUAUCUGUGUCGUUAGCCUUGUAUUCUCUGGUGGUCUUUUACCAUUUGUUUGCUAAAGAACUGGCACCACACAAGCCUCUAUCAAAAUUCUUGUGCAUCAAAGGAAUUGUUUUCUUCUGCUUUUGGCAGGGAAUGUUGCUGGACCUUUUAGCGUCAUUUGGCAUCAUUAAAUCUCGUCAUUUGCGGUUAGACGUGGAGCACAUUGAGGAAGCAAUGCAGAAUAUUUUGGUGUGUCUGGAGAUGGUUAUCUUUUCUGUUCUUCAACAGUAUGCUUAUCAUGUUGCACCAUAUAGUGGAGAAGUUGAGCAAAUGCUUAAACAAAGCAAGAAAUAUGAAUAAUAUGAUUAGGGGAAAAAAUGCGAAUGAUUCAAGCUAUAGAGAUGUAUUUAAUAGUUCUUUAUUGUGGUGCUAGAAAACAUUGAUGCCGAGUGAAUUGGUUCUUUUUAUGAUGUUAUUAUACUGUAUAAAUCCGCUCAUCCAUCACCUCUUUAAUUAUUCCUUUUUGGUUGCUGUAAUUUCACUACCAUACUAAGAGGUUUAUUUGCUAUCUUCUAGCGUAUGACGAUUUUCUUAGGAUAUGAUAGUUGUUUCUGAUUACCGGGUCCGAUACUUGUAUUGUUGGAAUCAAGUGAAUAACUGUUUAAUACA
Molecule: messenger RNA, 1409 nt
Organism: Cajanus cajan (pigeon pea)
Lineage: Eukaryota; Viridiplantae; Streptophyta; Magnoliopsida; Fabales; Fabaceae
Source: RefSeq, a predicted model, not a curated record